This is a messenger RNA of Schistocerca cancellata (South American locust), 771 nucleotides long. Its product is annotated as craniofacial development protein 2-like. The record is from RefSeq and is a predicted model, not a curated record. Gene Ontology annotation, molecular function: catalytic activity. The transcript has 2 exons. The coding region runs from base 1 to 771 and encodes 256 amino acids. Gene Ontology annotation, biological process: chromatin remodeling. Gene Ontology annotation, cellular component: nucleus. NCBI's taxonomy places the organism in Eukaryota, Metazoa, Arthropoda, Insecta, Orthoptera, Acrididae.
AUGAGAUGGGGAGCUAUUAAUAUCAAUGAGGGCUACUCUGGGAAGAAGGUAGAGCUGGCAGAGGCUGCAAGUAAGAUGGGGCUGGACGUUUUAGCUGUUAGUGACAUUCGGGUAAGGGGUGAGAAAGAAGAGGAAAUGGGAGAAUACAAGGUCUACGUGUCAGGAGUCAAAGCAGGAAUAGCACAAUGGGGUGUAGGGCUUUACAUCAGGAAAGAAAUGGAACCCAGCAUAGUUGCAAUAAGGUACGUAAACGAACGACUGAUGUGGAUAGAUUUGACAGUGUCUAGCAAGAAAAUUAGGAUUGUGUCAGUAUAUUCGCAUUGUGAAGGGACAGAUCAAGAUAACAUGGGUAGUUUUUAUGAGGCACUCAGUGAUGUAGUUGUUAGAGUAGAGGACAAGGAUACUGUUCUACUCAUGGGUGAUUUUAACGCCAGGAUUGGAAAUCGAACAGAAGGGUAUGAAAAGGUUAUGGGUAAAUUUGGAGAGGAUAUGGAGGCCAACAGGAAUGGGAAACAACUCUUGGAUUUCUGUGCCAGUAUGGGCUUAGUAAUCACAAACUCCUUUUUUAAACAUAAGAACAUUCACCGGUAUACUUGGGAAGGCAGGGGAACCAGAUCUGUCAUUGACUAUAUAAUAACAGAUCAGGAAUUCAGGAAGGCUGUGAGGGACACACGUGUAUUCAGGGGAUUCUUUGAUGACACUGAUCAUUAUUUAAUCUGCAGUGAAAUUGGGAUUGUGAGGCCGAAAGUGCAGGAGAGGUUUCAGAUGUAA